AUGAAGUUCAUCACUGUCGCUUUUUUCACACUUCUCACCGGCGCGCUGGCCGCACCGCAGGCUGGUGUCCUCUCCGACGAUGAGAAGCGCGACGUCGCCGCCCGAGGCUUCGAUGGCGCCGCGGUGCAUGAGGUGGACGGCAGGCACGUCGGCGACGCUGUCGCGCUUGAGGGUCGCGACUUCAAUGCUAAGGAGGAUGGCGAAUUAGAGACUCGCGUGCCCAAGAAGAAGAAGGGCAAGGGCAAGGGCAAGAAGAAGGGUAAGGGCAAGAAGGGCAAGGGCAAGAAGAAGGCAGCCAAGGCAGCCACUACCACCGCAGCCGCUGCUGCUGCGAAUACUGUCGUGAACACUGCCGCGAACUAG
Purpureocillium lilacinum is the source of this 363-nucleotide messenger RNA. NCBI's taxonomy places the organism in Eukaryota, Fungi, Ascomycota, Sordariomycetes, Hypocreales, Ophiocordycipitaceae. The record is from RefSeq and is a predicted model, not a curated record.